Molecule: messenger RNA, 1521 nt
Organism: Chenopodium quinoa (quinoa)
Lineage: Eukaryota; Viridiplantae; Streptophyta; Magnoliopsida; Caryophyllales; Amaranthaceae
Product: myb-related protein 306-like
Exons: 3
Coding region: 250-1227 (325 amino acids)
Biological process (GO): response to auxin
Source: RefSeq, a predicted model, not a curated record
AGGGUAUCCCUACUCAUCUUGGACCCUUGUCUUUAACCUCUUUCCUUCAUUCUUCUCUAAAUCCAACUUCUCUCUCUAACAACAAAUAAUAAACCUAGUUUUCUUCUAGAAUUUUUUGCGACCUUACUACCACCAUAUAUACCACCCUAAGUUAAUAGAUCACUCGAUCGCUAUUGUUAUAUUUUUGUAUAUAUACAUACACUCGUCUCAUAUAAGAAUUACUCGAAAUAUAGAUCGAUAGAAUCGAGUAUGGGGAGACCUCCUUGUUGUGAUAAAAUAGGUGUGAAAAAAGGUCCUUGGACUCCUGAAGAAGAUAUCAUUUUAGUUUCUUAUAUUCAAGAACAUGGUCCUGGUAAUUGGAGGGCUGUUCCUACUAAUACUGGAUUACGUAGAUGCAGUAAGAGUUGUAGGCUCAGAUGGACUAAUUAUCUUCGUCCUGGAAUUAAAAGAGGCAAUUUCACUGAACAAGAAGAAAAGAUGAUUAUUCAUCUUCAAGCCCUUUUGGGAAAUAGAUGGGCAGCAAUAGCAUCAUACCUACCACAAAGGACAGACAAUGAUAUAAAAAAUUACUGGAAUACCCAUCUAAAGAAGAAGUUAAAGAAGCAAGAAGAAGGGCAAGAUGGUCAAAACUUAUCAUCACAAGAAGGGCUUUCAUCAAACUCAACAUCAUCCACUUCUUCCUCAAACAACUCUAACAAAGGGCAAUGGGAAAGGAGGCUUCAAACUGAUAUUCACAUGGCUAAACAAGCCCUUUGUGAAGCCCUUUCUAUUGACAAACCCGAAUUCCUCCCUCGAACCGACUCGAUCCCAAACCCGAGUUUUAACCAACAAUCAUCCAUCUACGCCUCGAGCACCGAGAACAUAGCUCGGUUGCUCGAGAAUUGGAGAAAGCCAACCCCUAAGUCACCUCAAGACUCCACCCAAACUACCUCUUGUAAUAAUAACAAUGAUCGUGACGAGUUUAAGUCACUCUUAAGCUUUAACUCAAACUCAAACUCGAACUCGAACUCGACUACUACCGACAACAACUCGCAGGUGUCUGCGUCGGUUGAAGUGUUCCAGGACGAGAGUAAGCCAAUGCUAGGGUUGUCGGCAGCGGUAUCGGAGGAGCAAGUGCCACUUUCUUUACUAGAGAAAUGGUUGUUUGAAGAAGGGGUUAUUAAUCAUGACCAUGUAAACUUGAUGGACAUGAAUUUAGAUGAUGACACUGGAGCUGAUCUUUUCUAGAAGAUUAAAAAGAAAUUAUAUCAAGGAGGCUCUUUUUUUUUUUUUUUUUUUUUUUUAAUCUUAGUGUUUAAAUGAAGAAGAGAUUGAAAAUCACUUACUGGUGAGAUGCAACAAAUAUCAAAAAGUGUAAAUUACUAAGGAGGAUUAUUAGUAGUUUGUGACUAUGUUAAUCAUCAUCAUUAUCUUAUCAUCCAAAUGUAUACAUAUAUAAAUCAUGCUUAAUUAUGUCUUUUUUAAAUAUUGGAUAAAAAUAAAGAUCCAAUUAAUGCUAAUUGUGUUAAGCAUUUUUCAUGA